CCUCAACCCCCUUUUGACGUGCGGUUUGUCGCUCGACACAUGCUCGCGACAGCGUCGUCCAGCCUCAAACCGCGUCCCUCCCUCAAGCGAGCGAGCUACCGGGCGAAAGACAACCCCCCGACGCAGACGGUGAGCGAGCGACGGCUCGGGCGAUGCCACUCGGGCGUCUUGGCCAGGCUGGCAACGGCGGCGCGCCCCAGGGCCAAGGCGGCACUUGAGACGGGUCUUGGCUUUGUCUUGCCUGCCUGCCCGCCUGCCUGCCUGCCUGCCAUCGCGGGGACCCCUCAGUAGCCCAACCGGCGGGAACACUACCGACGACGACACAGCGGCAGCGACGAGGGUGGCGGAUCGAGGACUCUGACCUGCAUACGUGCACCCAUACCCGUGUGCCUAUCGAGCCGACGGGUCGGCCCAACCAUGACACGCCACGAGCAGCACGAGAAGCAGCAGCAACUUGCCAGCGGCGGCAGAACGAACCGCGAGAGCUACCCGCCGCCGCUCUUCGUCGCCGAGCUCGACGCCGCGCCAAUGCACGGCACCGUCCCGACGCCCGACGGCGGCCUCGCCUUUGAGAUGCCGGGCGACUCGGCGACUCGGCGGAAGCAGGGCCUCACCCCCGAGCCGAUCAAAAGACCGCCGCCGGCCGACGUGGAUUCGGCCUCGGUGCAAGCGAACCCGUGGCCAUUUUAUCUCGAGGAAACUCCCGCGACCGCGGCGGCGCACAAGUCGGAACACAAGAAUGACGACAAGGAGGCGGAAGGGUCCGCGGCGCGGGAGCCCGCAAAUCCGUGGCCGUAUCAUGGCCCGUCAGGGGAGGGCGAUGAUGCACCCCGGGCGACAGUGUACCCGCAGGCGCUGACGCCUGGUCCGCGAGAGGCAGGCGAUGGUGAUGCCGAUGCUGGAGACGAGGGGCAGCACGUGGCGGCUGGCGAGGCUGAUGGCGUGGCAUAUCCGGCGCCGUUGAGGAUAUCGCGCCCGCAGGCGAUGUCGCCCAAGUCGCCGACGGUGUACCAGCCCUACUCGCCGCCCCCUGAGCGCGAAAAUGACGGCCCGGAUGCGAAUGUGCGUCCACCUGCGGCGUCCAAGGAUGGGACGACAACGACACUCGCAUACCGGCCGUAUCAGCCGUCAGAGUCUCCGCCGCCGCCCCAGGGCGACCCUGGCCAACGCCCCCCGGCGCCCAUGGGCGCGGCCCCGCAUCACUUCUAUAUCUCACCGGAGACGAAGCCCGGAUCGACGCCGUCUAGCCCCCGACCGCCCCAAUCCACGACUCCUAUCGCAGAACCAACCGUAGGAGCAGCAGCAGUCCAGGCCACGCAAAGCCAGGGCAAAACGGUUGAACCGCCUAUGUACUCGCCUCAGCCACAGACGUCGAGUCCGCCUGCGCCGGCCAAUGUGUCCUUGGCUGCUGUGCCGUCAGCCACAUCGACAUCGCUGUCGCCGGGUGCGGUCCAGAGCCAACAGGGGCCGGCGAUGGGAUCAGCUCUGCGACCGGCCUCUGCCUCGCCUCGCCCCCCGAGCGCGAGUAUCCCGCCCAGCUCCGCCGCCUCCUCUACUUGGGCCUCUGCACCGCACUCUCCCCUCAACCCCCCAUGGCCGGCGGUAGGUUCAGCGCCGCAGCAACCCAUCUACGCCCCCCAGCCGUAUUCCCACGACGCCCACGCCGCUCUCGCCUCUCCCGUGCCUGGCAUGACACCCAUCUCUCCCUUGCCGCAAGGUUAUCCUCCUCAUCCGAUGCACUCGCCGUCCCCUGUCAACUCGACGUACAGCAUCCCGCAGCAGACAUACACUCCCACCACGUCCCCGCCGCUACCCUCACCACAUCAGACUCAAGUCCCGGCAACUGCCGAACCACAACCGCAGAGACCGCCCUUCCAUCAGGCCAUGCCCGACCCAAGCAUGCCUCAGCAGCACACCCCGCAGUCCCCUCCGCCGCCGUAUCCGUACGGAUCACCUGGUCCCGGGCCUCAGCCGAUGCAUCAUCAACCAUACAUGCCGUCCCCGGGUCCUACGAAUGGGCCUGGCGGCUAUCCCUCUCCGUACGGACCGUUCCCGCCGUAUAAUCCUGCCGACGCAAAGCACCCACCCCCGCUGCCGCCUCGCCCCAUGCCCGGGCCGUACGCCCCCAUGGCGCCGAUGCCCACGGGCUUCGGGUCCGGGCCUCCAGGCGCCGCCGCGUACCCACCGCCGCCCAAGACCAUGUACCCUCCCAGGCCGCACCUGCCGCCGCCGCUGCCCCCGCGUAACGGGUCCGCCGGCGGCAGCCUGUUCAGCAGCGCGUCGGCCAAGAAGUGGCUCGACAAGACGAGCCAGGUGCUGGAGAGUAAGCUCGAAGCCGUGUUGCAGGGUCCGCCGGGCCCGCCUCACCGGCCGGCGUAUACGGGCCAACCGCCGCCACAGCAGUACCACCAGUAUCACCAACAGCAGCAGCAGCACGGCUCGAGGGGGCCGCCGGGGCCGCAGUACGGGUAUGGACCCGGGGGACCGCCCGGCCCAGGUGGAUACGCUGCCGGGCCGUGGGGACCGCCACCACCUGGGCCAGGGGGGCCGGCGCGGUACGCAUGAGAGAGUCGCAUUCGGAAGUGCAUUGGAACAAGGAGACGAUGGCACGCUCGUCGUAUAUGCGGUGUGCCGCCUCACAUUCUAUUUUCGGGGCAGUCUGCUGUCGGUGUACAGUCAGUCACACACGGGAGGUUCUCAUGGGUGAGCGGGCUCGCGUAGGCUGGGCCAUGCGGCGCACGAGCGUAGGGGACGGAAGGCGUGCUUCUUUCUCAGUGGUCAUUGCAUAGUCCCUGGCGUUGGUUUGCCGGAUCGACGGCCUGCAUAUUAGGGGUAUACCAGCCGCAUCUAUACUUGAUAUAAUACAAGUGCUGUUUGCAACAAA
Molecule: messenger RNA, 2884 nt
Organism: Purpureocillium takamizusanense
Lineage: Eukaryota; Fungi; Ascomycota; Sordariomycetes; Hypocreales; Ophiocordycipitaceae
Exons: 1
Coding region: 418-2565 (715 amino acids)
Source: RefSeq, a predicted model, not a curated record